Molecule: messenger RNA, 1108 nt
Organism: Paraphaeosphaeria sporulosa
Lineage: Eukaryota; Fungi; Ascomycota; Dothideomycetes; Pleosporales; Didymosphaeriaceae
Exons: 2
Coding region: 440-1108 (222 amino acids)
Source: RefSeq, a predicted model, not a curated record
GAAGCCCACCUUCCGGGGAAAGGUCUGGAUAUGAAUACGCAAUGUCGCACUCAAUGCAUCCAGCUCUUAAUCGCCGUACCUUCCCGUUGCAGCUUCUCGCGCCGCGAACUUUAUCUUCUUGAGACCUCUCGUGCGGGGUCAGAGUCAAGUCUCGAGGCCAGCACCUGAGGCGAUCCUGAGAGAGACUUUGGGUAUGCGACCUGGCCAAUCGUUCUGCUAUAUAUGAUGCGCGACUCGCUUUCUAGUGCACGUUCUGCAAGGCAAAGAGUGAGAUGAGACAGAAGGAGAGACUGGUAAGGAAGUGAGUGAGUCUGCGCUGGACCUGCAAGGAGAGACUGCGUCGGGUAGAAAGGCGCUCAGCGCAAGCAGAAGAAGGGAAGCUGGGAAGAAAGGGAGGUGGUGAUGUUCGCGAUGGGCGGUUGCUCAUGCCAUUGUGAGCAUGUGCUUGUGGAGCAUCAAGAUGCCGGCGGAAGCGGAGGAGCUGAUCUUAACACAGACAUCACAGGGUAUCCAAGGGGGUUUAAGAGCGCAACGAACGGCGGUUGGAUGCGUGUUUGGUGAUGGUCAGGGCGGUGCCUCGAAGCAUGAGGUGCAGCAUGCGCGUCAAUGGCGGGCGUCUACAGGCAAUCAGCGCAUCGCCGGUCCCACUGUCCACUGCAGCUCUGCCGAUGCGAGCACGACGGGUGCAGUGCUGAACGACCACCCUGAGGUCCCGGUGGUCAAGUAUCGCAACAUCCUGCUUCCGAGCGGCAUUGAAACGACCCCCAACAUACCGGCGCGACGCCGGACUCAUAGCCACCACUCCGGAACCUCCCAAACCUUCGGUGGAGGGUGCUGCUCUGCAUCUGUGUCUCCCAGCUCAAUGGUGGCACGCGACACCGCGACGGCGUUGGAUAGACUGUCAACACUAUACACUGGCCAUGUGAUUCGCACCAGAGUUUCCCCCGCUGCCGUCCCACGUGAAGCGUCCUCUGGAAAUCCCGAGUACCAGGCAUGCAUUGGUGUCGUGCAUGAAUUUGCAUGUUUUGACGUUUCAUGGAUACAGACAGCUGAGUGGCUCUGUCGCAAGGCACCCUCAGUAGCAACAAGGACAGCCCGGCAGCAUUGA